Monodelphis domestica (gray short-tailed opossum) is the source of this 2970-nucleotide messenger RNA. RefSeq names its product connector enhancer of kinase suppressor of Ras 1 (gene CNKSR1). NCBI's taxonomy places the organism in Eukaryota, Metazoa, Chordata, Mammalia, Didelphimorphia, Didelphidae. Gene Ontology annotation, molecular function: protein binding. The record is from RefSeq and is a predicted model, not a curated record.
GGCUCCGCCCCCUGCCCCGCCCGCCCCAAACCCUCGGGACAUCUCCGGGUUUCGGGGGCGGAAAUUUUCCGGACGGGACGGUCUGGGGUUAGCGAUGGAACCGGUGGCAUCCUGGGGUCCUGGGUCGGUGGUGGCCUGGCUGAGAGGCCUGGAUGUCCCGGUACAAGAGUACCCCUUUGAGGAGUGGGCCCUAGUGGGGAAUGAUCUGCUUCAACUCUGCCCUCGGAGCCUGAAGGACUUGGGGGUCUGGCAUAUUGGUCAUCAGGAGCUCAUCCUAGAUGGGGUGGAACAACUCCGGACGCUGAGCUCUGGGCUAGAGACUGAGAAUCUCCGGAAGCUAACAGAGCAGCUGCGGGCCCUAACGCACAAGUUGUGCAGCCUUGUCCCAGGCUGCCUUGGAGCCAAUGGGGAACCCGCCCCAGAACUUCUCACUGGAGCCAUCGAGCUAGUCAGGGCAGCUUGGGCCCUUCUCUGCUGGCUCAACAGGUACCUUUUUUCUCAAAUCAAUGACUUCUCCGCCUGCCAGGAAAUCGGGGACUUGUGCAGGGAGCUGGCCCGGGCCUUGCAGGAGGAUUACCCAGUGGAAAAAAAGGAGGCUGAGAUCCUGAAGCUUAGUAAUAACAUUUCGAUCAUCUGUGAUGCCAUUCUGAACUUCAGCCCUGAUCACUUGCUGGAUCAGCUGGCUAUCCUGGAGCUGGUGGAGCUGCGAGCCAGGUGUCCAGAGGAAGCCCUGGGCCUUGAAAUCCUGACCACCAGCAGCUGCCACCACUUUGUGUCUGGAACAACCCCAGAGUCUCCUGCUGACAGCUGUGCCCAGAUCUUGCUUGGAGACGAGAUUGUCCAGGUCAAUGGGCAAGUGGUGGUGGGCUGGCCCCGGGCUAGCUUGAACAGGCAACUGCUGCAGGACCCAGCUCUACUCAGACUUGUGCUGAAGACUGUCCCCGUGCCUAAGAGUGCCCCUCAGAGCCCUUCGGAUAAUUCCUGCUUAAGGAACCAAUCACCAGACUUGGCCUCCCCAUCUCCUAGGACCUCAGAAGAAAAAGCUACUGCUUUCAUCUUUGACCAGUGUCCAGAUCCAAGAUCUCCCACCUCCCCUGAGGCAGGUCCAACUACACCUUUAAGCUUUGGCAAUAUCUGGGGCUCUGACGAGCCUCCUAGCUCCCCGACGGUGGCAGAUCCCAGGCCAGCAGCCCAGCCAGCCUCAGAGGAAACGGAGAAUCAAGGAUCUCCAGAGCCCCCAGACAAGAGUCCUUCCUGUAGUCGGAAGAAGUCAAAAUCCAAAGGGGUGGCGACUCGGCUGAGCCGGAGGCGGGUGUCGUGCCGGGAGUUAGGCCGACCUGAGUGUGAUGGGUGGCUCCUGCUUCGGAAGGUGCCUGGAGGUUUCAUGGGCCCCCGUUGGCGCCGAUGUUGGAUGGUACUGAAGGGUCACACCCUCUACUGGUACCGACAGCCCCAGGAUGAGAAGGCGGAAGGCCUGGUCAAUGUCUCCAACUAUAGCCUGGAGAGUGGUCGGGACCAGAAGAAGAAAUAUGUGUUCCAGCUUACCCAUGACAUGUACAAGCCCUUCAUCUUUGCUGCAGACACCCUGGCUGACUUGAGCAUGUGGGUGAGUCACCUGGUGACCUGCAUCUCCAAGUACCAGUCUCAUAGCCGAACUCCUGCACCCAGAGAGGAAGACUGUUAUAGUGAAACAGAAGCAGAAGACCCAGAUGAGGAGACGGGGUCCCGCUCAGCCUCACCCAACCCAGGAGCCUGGGGCUCUCCCCAUGGAGAUAGCUCCCCCUCAGCCACAACCCCUCAAGGCAGCCCCCGGGUGUCAUAUAGUCCUUCAACAGGCCUUGUUCCUGCUCCACAUAUAUCCCCAGCCUCAGACAGCAGCAAUGAUGGAACUCUGGAGCACCUGGUCCGGGGCCUCCAACAAGGAGGUGUGUCCUUUCUGGGGCGCCCACAUCUGACCCAAGAACAAUGUCGCCGCUCUUUCCUGCGCCGUGCUCGCGACCCCCAGCUCAAUGAGCGGGCCCACCAUGUGCGCUGCCUGCAGAGCACGCUCAAGGCAAAGCUACAGGAGCUGCAGGCCCUCGAUGAGGUGCUGAAUGAUCCCACUUUGACUUCUGAAAAGUUCCAGAGGUGGAAAGAGAAGAACCAAGAAUUACUUUCAGACAGACCUGGAGCUUGGGCUGGGCUGGGAGCUGAAGGGGCCUCCUGCCUUCGGACUCCUAAACCUGAGGAUGGGACUUCCUUUGAGCCCAAAGAACACCUGCCUCCUGACCCCCCAUGCCCAAAGCCACCUGACCUUUGACUCUGGGGAUAGGAGGACAUUUACCUUCUGGUCUCUGACCCAGGGAGUUCUCAACCUUGACUCCAGUGAGUUGUCUACCUACCACCUGACCUCUGAGGCCACCCCCUACAUCUGGGGUCUAGGACAGGCCAGCUGAGGUCCCUAGAGUAGGGCUGAGAACUCCAUCCUUCUCCUUCCAUCCCCAAUUUCCUGACCCUCAGGCUGUUGGGACAAGUGACAAGUCUUUAAUUAUUGCUUCCCAAACCUUUGCCCAAAGUGCUUCUUCUUCCUGCCUUCUUCCCUCCCUCCCUGGGUCCCUAUAAAUGAUCCGAUCUAUUUCUCUGCCACUCUUAACUCGUGACAUGCUGCCUUCUCCUGCCAGAAUUGCCUGGACUGGAGUCAGGGAGAACUGAUCCUUGAAUUAUUUUAGAGCUUAGCCUCAGUUACUCCAAAGAGAGAUAAUGAAGUAGCAGAUGGGGAGAACCUUUUUGGAAGGAGAAUCCAGAGGUUGGGGCAAGGGGAGGCCCAGGGACCGGAUCCCCUAUUCUGGUCAUGUCCAAGGGUGACCAGGGUGUCCUGCACUGCUCAAUGCCUACCUCUCCCCCACCCCACCCCACUGUAUCAGCACAGGUGCACUUCACUUUACAUAAUGGCUGCAUUUCAAAACAUUAAAAUGAAUUUACUCCAAAGUA